Pleuronectes platessa (European plaice) is the source of this 4343-nucleotide messenger RNA. It is a transcript of the gene pals2b, whose product is annotated as protein associated with LIN7 2, MAGUK p55 family member b. Gene Ontology annotation, molecular function: protein binding. The record is from RefSeq and is a predicted model, not a curated record. The transcript has 12 exons. NCBI's taxonomy places the organism in Eukaryota, Metazoa, Chordata, Actinopteri, Pleuronectiformes, Pleuronectidae. The coding region runs from base 1344 to 2945 and encodes 533 amino acids. Gene Ontology annotation, cellular component: cell-cell junction; plasma membrane.
AAGGAGGAGGCGCUGGGUCACUCAUUCAGACCUGAAGCCAUACUGUGGUCUUUUUUGUUCUGAAAUUCGAGAGGUAGGGAUUGAUGAAUGUGUUUUUAAUAAAAUAUUCAUAAGCGGAAGGCAGGUGGAGAGAUUCAACUGCCAGACUUUUCAUUUAUCAUUACAUAUAAAUAGAUGAUCCAACAAUCCUCUACUGAGUGGUUCUACACCCACGUUGUCUGACGUGUCCCUGCACCUACGUCAGAGGAACAUGUCACCGCCUGUCAUGCUCCAAACGUGUUCAACCGAAUUCAAUAUUAUUAUUGUAAAGGCUCUUUGAACUAUCAAUAUUUUGACUGAUUUGGUUUUUGUUUACAUUUAUUACAUUAUUUAUCAUUAUUUCAACUAUUUAGCAAUAUUGAUAACUAUUUUAACUAAUAUAUCUGUUGAUUAUAAUAUCAACUUUAAACAUUUACAUAUAAAUGUAUUACUUUUAGCUAACUAUUUUAAUUUGACUUAUAUCAAUUAAGUUGUUUAUUCAUUAUCUUUAGUUAUUUGAAUUUUGUAUUAUUAACUUGUAGCUAAGUGUUACUACUUAAAGCUAAUUGUAAUCAGCUAACUAGUCCUGUUGUUUACAAAUAAAGUUAAAAGUCUUUGCUAUUUCGAAAGUUAUUGGCUAUUAGGCUACUUAGCUAACUGUUUGGACUAUUUAUUCAUUCCUGCUUAGUAUUUGAACUAUUUAGUAAUUACUUUUAGCUUACCUAUAUAUCGAUACGUUAAACUAACUAUUUUAAGUGUUAAUUCAAGAAUUCAGCUUCUCUGCAGUAUUUGACCACCAGGCAGCUGCAGAAGGAAUCUGAGACUUUAGAGAAGCUUUUGCUUUGUGUUGCCUAUUUUCCCAGAAGGAGGUUUGGUCGUCAACCUGCACUACUGAAAAGAAAAAAACUAAAAUAUAUAUAGUGUAUUUGUUAUGAGUGAUGUUACUUUCGUUCCAGUCAAGGUGCGCCUGUGAUUUCAAUCUUGCGAGCUGAAAAAAUAAUAAUAAUACAGGUUGCUGGGUCUUUUCCUGAGGGAUUUGCCUGGAGUUCCUUGAAAAACAAGAGGUAGGAAUUCUUAAGUAAGGACUCUCUGCAUUGGCAUUCAAACCACUGCAGUGCUGGUAGCUGUGCACACGGGCGGUGGUUCGAUGGUGAGGGAGACUGGAGGCACGCCAGAGAGCUGCAGAGAGAAAUGAAAGAGCAGGUAUGCAGGAUGAUUCAUUAUGUAGAUGAACCAACCAGCUGAAAUGAAAACACUCUGCCGCACUGUACUCUGCUCUCUGAGCGUUUCCAACUUCCUCAUGGGCAGGCUGAGCAGGAGACGCCAUGCAGCAGGUGUUGGAUAACGUGGGGGAGCUGCCCACCUCCGCGGGGGCCAAGGACAUCGACCUGCUCUUCCUGCGCGGCAUCAUGGAAAGUCCCAAUGCCCACGAGCAGCUGGAGGAGGUGAAGCUGGAGGCGGUGCAGGACAACAAUAUGGAGCUGGUGACCGAUAUCAUCGGAGACAUCAACAACCUCAAGGUUAAAGAUGACAGCGCGGCCGAGCUGUCCAAGAUCCUGAAGGAGCCACACUUCCAGUCUCUUUUGGAGGCCCAUGACAUGGUGGCCACAAAGUGCUUUGAAGUCCUGCCCCCGGCGGAGAUAACCAAUGACGCAGCGGUGAACAGCGCUCUGAUGCAGGCCGACGCUGUGCGCAUGAUUGGCAUCCGAAAGAAGGCCGGAGAGCCACUGGGUGUGACGUUUCGAGUGGAGAAGGAGGACCUGGUCAUUGCCAGGAUCCUGCACGGUGGCAUGAUCGACCGGCAGGGCCUGCUCCACGUGGGCGACAUCAUCAAGGAGGUGAACGGGAAGGACGUGGGCAACAACCCCACCGAGCUGCAGGAGAUGCUCAAAGACUGCAGCGGGGGCAUCACGCUGAAAAUCCUCCCGAGCUACCGGGACGCUCCCGCUCCUCCGCAGGUGUACGUGAGGCCGUACUUUGACUACAACCCGGCCAGCGACAACCUCAUCCCAUGUCGGGAGGCGGGGAUGACCUUCGAGAGGGGCGACAUCCUUCAGAUCGUCAACAGGGAGGAUCCCAACUGGUGGCAGGCGUGUCAUGUGGUGGCUGGAGCUACAGGACUGAUUCCCAGUCAGUUCCUGGAGGAGAAGAGGAAAGCUUUUGUCCCUCGAGACUAUGAAGGAUCAGGCAUCCUCUGUGGCACUAUAGCUGGAAAGAAGAAGAAGAAGAUGAUGUACCUGACGGCCAAGAACGCAGAGUUUGACAGACACGAGCUGCAGAUCUAUGAGGAAGUGGCCAAAGUGCCGGCGUUCCAGAGGAAGACGCUGGUUCUGAUUGGUGCGCAGGGCGUGGGUCGACGCAGCCUCAAAAACCGGCUGAUGGUGCUCCAGCCGACCUGCUUCGGCACAACCAUACCAUACACCUCGCGGCGACCCCGUGACGACGAGCUGAACGGCAACUCGUACCACUACACCAGCAGGACGGAGAUGGAGGUGGACGUGAAGGGCGGCCGCUUCCUGGAGCACGGCGAGUACGAUGGCAACCUGUACGGCACCAAGAUCGAUUCCAUCCUCGAGGUGGUGGACACGGGACGCACCUGCAUCCUGGACGUCAACCCACAGGCUCUGAAGGUUCUCAAAACUGCGGAGUUCAUGCCCUACGUGGUUUUCAUUGCGGCGCCAGAUUUCGAUACACUCAAGGGCAUGCACAAAGCUGUGGUGGACGCAGGCAUCACAACCAAGCAGCUCACGGAUGUGGACCUGAGGAAGACGGUGGACGAGAGCGCCCGCAUCCAGAGGGCGUACAGCCACUACUUCGACCUGACCAUCGUGAACGACAACCUGGACAAGGCCUUUGAGACGUUACAGGCCGCGGUGGACAAACUGUGCAGUGAACCCCAGUGGGUGCCCGUGAACUGGGUGUACUGAUGACCAGCCGCAGCCUGAGCGGGUCCCACUGACCCAUCAGCACGCGUGUGAGAGUGUGAGUGAGAGAGAGAGAGAGUGUGUGUGUGUGUGUGUGUGUGUGUGUGUGAGUGUGCGUAUGCGUAUGUUAGUGUUUAUGACCACAAAGGCCAAAGACGAGGAGACGAGUGCAGAGAUACUUCUGCAAAAUAACAUGAAUAAUUAUUAAAAAAAGAAGAAAAAAACCUCCUACUGCUCUUUCUCCUCUUAGGCCUGCACGGCUCGCAACUUUUUUUCUACUCCAAACUCAAAGGGAAAGAGUGCUUAUUUAUUUUAUAACUUUUUAUGAAAGAUCUUUCUAUUCAAUGUGGAAUUCCAGUGAGAAUAAAACAAAAGAAAAUCUGGUCUCGUAAUCUGGGCCAUAUUUUUGCAUUAAUUUAUUGAUGUGGUAGUGACACGUCUUAUUUUGUAGUCUUAUUGGUUUCAACGUGUUUUUAGUUUGUUUUUUUGUCGUCUUCCCUCACGGACCCCCAGGAUUUACAAUAACCACCCACGCUCACCGAUGAAGAUGAGGAGAGACGAGUUAGAAGAGUAUGAGCAGUCGUCGUCCAAGAAACCGUUCGGUGUCAAACGCCGUCGCCAUGUUUGAGCGACGUGUGGCUUUGUGUUUUUUUUUUUAUUUGUAUUAUUUCACCUCCCUACAACUGAAUCCUUUGGUGUUAACCUAGCGUGUCCUAAAGUCGUCUCAUGGUUUUGUCCACAGGAGAAACUGGGCGGAGGGAAAUAAGAGCACAACUCUGUGAAGUUCAAGAAAAAACGACUUUAUAAAAUGAAGAAUUGUCUGUAAUUCUGUGUAGUUUUGUUUUUCUUGUAGUUUUUGUGAGGUGAUUUUUAUAGUUUAGUGUUUUCUUCGCACACGAUCAUUUGCUUUGAUUUGAAAUGAUCCUGUCUUCAGUGUGUGUGUCUGGAGUGUGAUCACCACUGUUACUGACUGCGUUAACCACUUUGUUCAUGUUUUAUAUAUGUGGCUGAAAUCCUCUUCCUGCCUGUGGUGUCUAUCGGAUUGGUAGUUUAACUACGGGCUGUAAUAUGAAAUAAUGUGACGCUGGAUGGUGAGUGCAGCUUGCAAGGCCAAAGGGUAAAUUUCUAGUACUACUUACUGUAUGUCUCAUAAUGCUUUGUAAAUCUUAGUCAAAACCAGAGAGAAUUAAAGAAAUUUACCAUCUCACUAAAGGAAAUGAGCUUUUGAUGAAUAUUCUUUGUGAUUUAUGUAACAUUUUAACAUCCUGAGAUCAAUUUGUGCCACGUUUCAGAAAAACAGUCCAACUGCCUGUUGAAGUGUUCGCAUCAACCUCAUGUCCACAGAUUUGAUUUUACAUUUUUAUCAGCAAGUUUAUGAUGAAUAAAGUUUAUUAAACCUCA